GAAAAGACCGGAUCAAUUUGGUCUAAUUUAACCGGAUCGGACCGUAUAGCCACCCCUACUACUUUGUAUUGUAGGCUGUAGCUACAAUGCUACAUGGAAAUGAACCCACGCAGUAAAUCUUCGUUUAUAUUUGUCUUCUUUGAAAAGGGGUUUUUUUUUUUUUGCCGUCGAUCAUCGGCAUGCACCGCUCCAAAGUCUGUCGCCAUGUGAAACACGCCGGCCGGCGGAGGGACCAGCUGCGGCCUGUGAGAAUUAAACUCGAGUGGCUUUUUGCAAACGGUGGCUUACAUAGGAUAUAAUGACUAAUGAGGCUCUCGUUUGGUAGUGAGAUCUUUGUUAAAGGUAAAUUGGUGUCUUGUGUAAUAAAGGGGAGCGAGGGGUUUAAAAGGGACGUAUUUGUAUUUUGUGGGGUUGGGGGUGUUUGGCACUCUCCAUCAUCAUUAUUUGUUCAAAAAUUCAUUAAUGGAGUAGCUCAACAAACGCCUAACAUUAAAUUCGAGAUAGAUGACGGUCUUUGGAAUUUUCUUAAUUAUUACAGAUGCCGCCACCACAAGCAUAAUCUCUCUCUAUAAUCCACCUCCAUUUCCUGCCUUGUUUCUCAACGAUUUUUUGUCAUCACAAUUAUUUGUUUUGCAUUUAGAAUUGAAAUUAGCUUAAUCAAUUAUCCAAAACAAAAAAUUUAUUAGUAAAUAAAAUUUUGUAUGGGCCAAAGCGUUACUAACUUCAUUCGGCCCAUUUUCGCUAAACUAAAUGAGUCCAUUGGGCUGCCGCGAAAUUAGCAAAGUGCGCGAGCCCACAACGUAACACACGGGCUUGGUGUGCACUCUCCCGUCGUCUACGACUCCUCGUCGCCCGCCGGUGCUCUUACGGCUUAAACCCUCUUGACCUAAAACUCAAAACUGCUCCACCCGCCAUUUUCUCUUUCUGCGAAGUUAUUACCAACCGUACGAAUGGGGAGGAAGAAGCCGCAGAAGAUAGCUUUGCCGCCGGCGCUCCCACCGGAGGUACCGGACGAGGAUGUCGAAGUCUCCGACGAGGACUUGGAAUUCGUCAACGAGAAUGUUGAUUUCGCCGGGUUCCUCUCCACAUUGGACACCCAUACAAUCGACAAGCAUGUGAACCGCGUGGCCGACGCGAAGAAAGUCGGAGAAGACGCACUGGAGGCUGCCUACGAGAAGCGUCUGCAGAAGAACAAGAAGAAGAAGGAUACCGAGGAGGAAGACAAGAGAGUCGAAGUUGAACGCGUUGAUGCGCUUCCGGUCAAGUCUUUGGACGGAAAGCUCUAUUAUAGAAAUUUGUCCGAGAAGAAGGCUGAAGGCGGAGAGCUCGUGGAUGGAGCUGGCGAUGAUCAGAAGGAUAUGGGAUUGGUCAGGUUGACCAAGGCUGAAAAGAGGGCCAAGUUGAAGAAGAGUAAGAAAGAGGCCAAGAGGCUCGAUAAUGAAGCUGGAGGGGAGAAAGGAGAUGAAGCUCCACAGGCAGCUGUGCUGGCAGAGAUUCAGAAGGAUCUAUCUGCUGAAGAAAUCUUCGAAAGUAAGAAGCAGAAACUUGCAGAGCUGGGGCUUGCAUUGCAGGCUGAUCCUGAGGCCAAUAUAAAGUCUUUGAAAGAAAUGAUUCAACUCUGCAAAGACCCUAAUCCGACCAUUGUGAAACUCAGUUUGUUGUCUUUGCUGGCUGUUUACAAAAGUAUAAUACCCGGUUAUCGGAUAAGGCUUCCCACUGAGAAGGAGCUUGAAAUGAAAGUUUCUAAGGAAGUGAAGAAGAUGCGAUUCUACGAGUCAACACUGUUGUCCACAUAUAAGGGAUAUCUGCAGCGGCUGGUGACACUUGAGCAGGACCCCAAAUUUCAGCAUGUAGCUGUUCGUUGUAUCUGUGCUUUGCUAGAUGCAGCUCCUCACUUCAACUUCUGGCAGAGCUUGUUGAGUGCUGUGGUAUCUAGUAUAAGCUCUACGGAUGACAUUAUAAGAAAAGUUAGUUGUGAUACCAUCAAGUCACUUUUUAUGAAUGAGGGAAAGCAUGGGGGUGAAGCCACUAUUGAAGCUGUGCGGAUGAUUGCUGAUCGCGUGAAAGCACUAAACUGCCAAAUGCAUCCUGAUUCUAUUGAGGUAUUCAUGUCAUUGACAUUCGACGAAGAUCUUGUGAAGCCUGAUAAAGUUGACGAGGACAAGAAGAAACCCAAGUACAAUAAGAAUAACAAAAGAAAGAACGCCGAGGAGCCAGCCCAGGUGCUACAGAAUGACAAGAAAAGAAGCAGAAAAGAAAUGGCGACAAAGAUGAGGGAAGAGGUUGCUGCAGAUUUUAAGGCUGCAGCCUUCACACCAGAUUUUGCUGAGAAGAAGAAAAUGCAAUCAGAUACGCUCUCUGCUGUCUUUGAGACAUACUUCCGGGUCUUAAAACAAACAAUGCAUUCAACUACAACCAGUUCUGAAGUGAACGGAAAUUCUAUCAGUGCACAUGAUCCCCACCCGCUACUUUCUCCUUGCCUCAAUGGGCUUGGAAAGUAUUCGCAUCUUAUCGAUCUAGAUUACAUUGGAGACCUCAUGAAUUAUCUGAAAAGGCUUGCUGGGGCUACCAAUGGGCUGAUUAUCUCUGAACGCCUUCGAUGUUGCAUAAUCGCAUUCCGGGUGAUGAGGAGUAACCUUGAUGCUUUAAACGUUGAUUUGCAAGGCUUCUUUGUGCAGCUUUAUAAUCUCUUACUCGAGUAUAGGCCUGGAAGGGAUCAUGGAGAGGUAUUAGCUGAAGCAUUCAAGAUCAUGCUGUGCGACGAUAGACAUCACGACAUGCAGAAGGCUGCUGCAUUCGUCAAACGUUUGGCCACGUUCUCCCUCUGUUUUGGAUCAGCUGAGUCGAUGGCUGCGUUGGUGACUGUGAGGCAUCUACUUCUAAAGAACGUUAAGUGUCGCAACCUGUUGGAAAACGAUGCUGGAGGAGGAUCAGUCUCUGGAAUAGUGGCGAGAUAUCAGCCGGAUGCAACGGAUCCCAACUUAAGUGGUGCACUUGCCUCAGUACUAUGGGAACUCAAUCUCCUCUCGAGACACUACCACCCAACAAUCUCCUCAAUUGCGUCGGGCAUCGCAAAUAUGAGCGCCGCUCCAGGCCAAGCAAUUCUCCGGAUCAAUUCUCCUCAACAAGCAUACCGAGACCUGUCGCUGGAGAAGGAGGCGUUCGACCUGCAACAGGAUGUGGUGAAAUCCAGCAACAAGAGGAAGAAGUCCCUUCCCAAUGGAGCUUCUGCCAGAACUAGUCUCGAAACCGAUAUAGCUAUGUCGGAUUCGGUUGACGAAGAAGAAGAGUUGAGCAGGAAAUUCUGUGAGCAUUUCAGGGUUCUUGAAGAGAUGAAGGAGAACGAGAGAGCAAGGGACGAGUUAGCUCGGACUAAGGUUGCGCUACAAGUGUAUGAAGAGUAUAAGCAGCUGCGGAAGAAGAAAAGUAAGAAACAGGUAAAGACAGUAGUAGCAGCACAGUAAAACUUGGUGGGGCAAGUUUAGGUAUGAAUUUUGUUUUGUUUGUACCAGUGAACUUGGUAAAGCAGUUUGCCACAAAGAUGAUAUGAUAGCCGGCAAAUCCAAAAUUGCCAUUAUCAUUAACCCAAGUAUGUUAUCGGCCGAACAAAAGAUGGUACAGAGUGAGCUAUAAUCAUUAGAAGUGUUAGAUUUGUGUAUUACUAUAUGAGAAGUUUGAGAACUGAAGAAGAAUUGGCAAAUAUCCCUUUCCGGAGGAUUGCAUGUGGCCUUUGAAGUUUGAACAUGGGAAUGCUCGAAGCCCGAAACCAGCAGAUUGGAGAAUUUUGUCCCUCCCAGGAAAAACAAAAGGCCAAGAUCAAUUUAAUAGAAAAGCCAUUGGGGUGUUGGCUGUAGAUCCCAUCCCACGAAUAAUAUCCUUCAACUAAGAUUAAGCAAGCAGAGGGCUAAUUAAUCAGCCAUGUGAGAGGAUAUCUUCCAAGCUUCUACUGCACAUGUUCAUCUUCGAAACAGAGUUUUAAGGAUGGCGAGAUUUGAUGGUUGGGUUUCGUUAAGUUGGUCCUUGUUAAUCAUUCAAUAUUAUAUUAUUGACAACUUCUAGUGCUAUAACUAACGGGGGAAUCAACGUGGUGAGCUUUGCUCCUUUUUCCCUUCCCCAGUCUGUUCCCUUGGCCAAUCUCUGCUUUAACUCGGAUCCAAGUUCCAUUAAACAGUACCGUACCGACAGUUCAACCGCAAAAUAUCAGUAUCGGAGACUAACCCGAUAGGCGGUAUUUAACGAUAUUAACGGUUGAACUACGGUUCAACCACGAUUUUACCGUAAAAUACCCUACUACUAACUUUUCCGAUACGGUUUCAUGGACUAUGCUCGUAUCCCAAUCCCAACUCCGUAUACCAUGUGGCUUCCUCCUUCUGCAGCCGUAAAUCAUGGGGGAACACACACCCAUUCUCAUGCAAGCUCUCUUUUCCUUGUUGUCUCCCCAUUUUCACCCUUUUUUUUUUCUUUCACUUUUUAUCCUUUUAAGACCAUCGAGACCAGAGGAUCCAGUUUAUUUAUGGGCAUGCGUACUUGUAUGCCCGCGUACUAAGCGUACAAGCCCAUCUUUGUUUCUACCAAGUGGGGAAAAAAGGACUACGGUUUCUGCCAUGCUCCAUUUCCCACUCACAAACUACUAUCUCAAUAUUUCAGUUGGAUUUAGUCUUAGAGGGUGUUUUUUGAUGCGUGGUAACGUUACGUUUCAUUUAUUUCAUAAGCUCAUAUUUGGUAAAAAUAAUAUUUAAAUCAGCCUCCGUUAUACUAUCAAAUUUAUUUCUCUUACAAAAAAUAAAAUUCUAAAUCGUUCUAUGAUUUUUUUUCUUCCUUCCACAGGUCGAAUUGUAAGAAUUGAAAAACUCACACCGCCUGCUGCCUUUUGCGUUCGGAAAUUGUGUUGUGUCGAUCCCGUCUUCUUUCAAGUUUUGCUUGGACGAAAUGCGGUUUAGACAGGUUUUUCCUUGCACCCUUUGAGUAUAUUUGAGGCAAAAAAAAAAAAGUUGCUAUAUAUUGGAUGGAUCCCCAUAUAUAUGGCUUCUGUGCCUUUGCAACCAUGAUCAAGGAGUAAGACCUUAUCAUCACGAUUAGCUUUGGAGCAGCGUGAUAAGUAUGUUACUUAAAAGAAUGUGUUUUGCAGCUUCCACACUUGUCACUCAACAACUCAUAUAGAGAUCUCUCGUUUUCCAAGCUUCCAAAUUUUCUUCGAAUUGGCCGGCCACAAUUGCUUUUCAUUAGUUUAUUCUUAUUAUUCAUCUCCCUCUAAGCUGAAAAUUGCUUCCAUUCACACCGACCUAUCCAAUUGAGAGUCGUCUUUCAACUUAUUUAAGCAAACUCAUUAUCGUCCUUUCUUAGCAAUUAAUCCUUUUCAUAAAUAGAUGGGCUAUAUUUGUAAGUAAUUAAAUGAAACGUAGGAAAUUUAUCUCCGAACGAAAGCUUCUAACAAUUCAAAUUAAUGAACCAACUUGAUUCUCGACAUGACAUGACGGUCCGUGCUGACUAAGAAAUCUUAUUUCAGAACCCUCGUUAUUGUCAAUACGAACAUAAUUGACUUAAUUACAAGGUGUGUUAGAGAACCACGUAAGAUCCAUUUUGAAGAAUCUUUCAACAAACCGCCUUGUAUUGAUAUCAACUCAUUAUCGACACUAUCUAUCGAUAUACUCCAUGGUCUUCUCAUUCACAAUACUGCCACUGCAAGCAUUUUUCAAGGUUCAUCAGUAUGAAUCCAUGAGCCCGAUCAACAGUGGCGAAAUUAGGAUUUAGAAUAAAUAGGGGCAAGCAAACGAUGGAAAAUCAAUGUCAUAUCUCGUGAAAUUGAACUAGGAUCAUAUAAGAUGGACGGUUGAUAGCCUACCGUCUUACCACUUUUCAAUGUUUGUAUUAAGAUAUGAAUAUGAUUCAUAUAUUAGAAAGACUACAACCCACCACCUUAAACUACACAUAACUCCACAAUUACCUAUUGAUCAACCUCUAAUAUGAAUUUAUCAUUUACUUAUGGUAUUGCUAUGGGUGGAUAAAUUAUUGUCCUUCUAUUUUAUUAUUAUUUUGUAAGACUACGUUUCGGUAGUUGCUUUUUUUAUUCUCUUAAUUAAUGUGGUAGCAUGGUUUUACAACGGGAGAUGUAGUGAUAGGCAAACAAAUGAUCUUCACUUUCACUAUUUUCCACGCGUCCACCUACAUCCGUAUCCUAUCUUAUGUGUGCGAGUCAAACCCCAGUAGUAGUAUAUUAGAAGGAAAUACAUUGGCACUUUGAUUGGUAAACAAUACAUUAACACUUUGAUUAAUCGACUAAUAUAAGUAAUUAAUGUCCAAAGUAUAUGUUGACCAGUGUCCCAAAUGUUGGACAUUAUUUUGCAUCCAAUCCAUAUUCUUCUAACUGUUGGCCUUUCAUUUAUUGGCCAGUUAUCAAUUUACAUAAUACACCCCUGUCGUUAAUGAAUUAAUCAAAAAGCA
This is a messenger RNA of Linum trigynum, 6441 nucleotides long. Lineage: Eukaryota; Viridiplantae; Streptophyta; Magnoliopsida; Malpighiales; Linaceae. The record is from the annotation of a GenBank genome assembly.